Molecule: messenger RNA, 1638 nt
Organism: Pseudocercospora fijiensis CIRAD86
Lineage: Eukaryota; Fungi; Ascomycota; Dothideomycetes; Mycosphaerellales; Mycosphaerellaceae
Exons: 3
Source: RefSeq, a predicted model, not a curated record
GAGCGCGAUCCUCCAGCACCGCCAACACCUGUCUCUUUUCCGGAUCGGAGAGCGGCUCCUGUUCGCACAUGGGACGGAUCCUCGCCGCCACCGAGGCUGCAGCCUCUUUUCGCGCGAAUCGUGAAGCCUGCCGACAUUUCCGCGAGCCACAUUGAGGCUCUGAACAUCGAACUGAUAGAACCAUGCCCUCCGGAAGAACUGCUUCCCUUGGCCUCAGAUGGCAGCUCGUACUUUCCGCCUCUUACUCCAAACCAGGCAACAAAUGCCGCCUCCUACGCGGACGUCACCAGGCUUGAUGCCAAUGUCGCCCGCAAAUGCAAGGAGUUUGAUGAGAAGUUGGCAGAACUCCGACUGGAAAAUGACUUGGGCUUCCGUGUCAUCAACAGAACCACUCAACCCGGCGUCAAGCCUCCCAGGCUAGCCUACCUACGAAAGUUCUGGGAAGGCCUUGAGUCCGUUGCACAGUACUGGGACACGAGCCUUGACCACUACUACGACGGUCUGCCGCCCAAUCCCGACAUUGAUGGCGAGAAAGAUGCCAAGCGACAGCGACUUGAUUCCCACUUCAGCCAACCUUCGAUCUUGACUUUGCAGACAGCAUCCGCGAAGCCCAAUACAGCCCAUGCAAAUUCUAAACAGACCGAUGGCAAUGGGCAGCCCGAAGCUAACCAUGCUCACGACAGUGCACCACCAAACAAUACCGCCACCCAGUUGAACGGCGUGGACAAGGACAGUGAACGAGCAUCCAGAUCAAACAGCGCCACGCCAGAGCCUCGCUUAUGUCCUCGUUAUAAAGGUCGUCGAAUGGGUUCCGGCCGUGAGAUGCCAGACCAGUUUCGAGCGGAGGCAGUGAAAGCCUUCGUUGAGGGUGUUGUUUGGUCUUUCCAGGCUUCGGUAGCUGCACCGCGUCAAGUGCCCAUUGUGCAGAUCAACAAGCUUAAUCUUCCUCGGGCCAAACAACGCCAAGGAUGGCUCGAAGGUCCCAUUCUUUGCGUCCAAGUCCGGUCAGAAACGGAGUUCGAUGACUCUGCCUUGAGCGUGCAACAACGAGAGACUAAGUCGAGGCUCGACACGAUGCGUGAGAUUGGAGGACUACUCCAACUUGCCCAAGAAAGACAGCGGCAAGGUAAGGUAGAGCACCGGCCUGGCGAAGGCAAAUGGUACACGAUGAAGCCGCGGUGGGGAGGCGGUCUUGGCGGUGAAGUCGAGAACCCAGAACCACCAAAUGAAGUCAAAGACGUGUUGGUCAUGGCUGAAGAAAUAGUCAGUGCAUCCCGUGACAGCACGAAGCGGCCAAAGCGGAAAACACCGGCUAUGCUAUGGAAAGAACUCAGGCCUGGAAGCAAGCUAUGGGAUUCAAAAACUGAAUACCAGGCUAUUGGAAAGGAGCCAAGCAGCGACUACGACGAGGUGUUUAUGGUGUCUUCUUUGAACCAUCAUAUCUCAAUUCUGAAGCUCACAGUUCACUGGGCAUACCUGGAAUACACGAAGACCGAGGAAAUGCCUCAGCCUGUGCCCGAGGAUGAGAAUUGGUGCAGACCGAGGCUGCAACGGACGCAGUGGUACGACUUGCUUGACAUUCAACAACGUGUCGAAGCUUUUAGAGCACUGUGGGGUAUUAUGUCGUACCUCAUGAGA